This is a messenger RNA of Macadamia integrifolia, 2705 nucleotides long. RefSeq names its product pentatricopeptide repeat-containing protein At2g36240-like. Gene Ontology annotation, molecular function: protein binding. The transcript has 3 exons. Lineage: Eukaryota; Viridiplantae; Streptophyta; Magnoliopsida; Proteales; Proteaceae. The record is from RefSeq and is a predicted model, not a curated record. Bases 81 to 1538 code for a protein of 485 amino acids.
GACGGUUUACACGUUAAAGAGGCCUAAGAGCAAAAGCAGAAGCGAAGAAUUUGUUCUCUAACCCUUCAACGCUCCAUAAAAUGGCCUUCAGAAAGCUCCCAAAGCCGAUGACCAUGUUGAAAUCUCUACAGACUCCUUCAGCUAUUAUCACCACAAAAGAAACCCCUAAACUCAUCCCUCUCCCAAGUGUAUCUCUAUCUCUCACUUUUCAAGAACAGCUCCUGCAAUUCCUUAGAACCCAUCUUAAAACCCCAUUCACUCCUCACGUCCUCCUCAACUUCCUCAAGAAAAAGCUACACUACCACCCCAAUUUCACCCAAUUUGACAUCCACAUCUUCCAGUGGACUUCGGAGAUUGAUUCUUUCCGCCACGGUCACUCUACCUAUGAGUGGAUGAUCAAAACCCUAGCAAUCACCGACAGGUUUGAUGAUCUCCAAUCCGUCCUUGAAGGUAUGAUAUCAAACCCAUGUCCAUGCUCCGAUGGAAUUUUUUCAUGCCCUAGGACGGAACCCAUUUUCAGAUUCGUCAUCAAUUUUUACUGUAGAGUUGGACGAUUAGAUGAGGCGUUGGUUGCAUUUGAGAAUAUGCGGAAAUUAAUUGAUGGAAAACCUACUGUUAUUGUCUACAAUAUACUGACCAAUGGGUUUGUGAAAUCGAGACAACACGAGAAGGCUUUGGAAUUAUAUGGUAGGAUGCUUAAGGAUAAGGUUAAACCAGAUGUAGUCACCUUCAAUAUAUUGAUAAGCAGCUACUGUCGGAAUUCGCAGUUUGAGCUGGCUGUGGAUGUGUUUAAAGAAAUGAGAGUUAAGGGUUGUAACCCUAAUGUGGUCAGUUUCAAUACUCUGAUCAAGGGAUUUCUUAGAGAGAAGAAGUUUAAAGAGGGAAUUAGUAUGGCUUAUGAGAUGCUUGAUCUGGGUUGUGGGUUCUCAAGUGUGACGUGCGAGGUUCUGCUUGAUGGACUCUGUAGUGAAGGUAGAGUUUUGGAAGCUUGUGAUCUCUUGAUCGACUUCUCAAGAAAAGGAGCUGUACCUCGUGAGUUCGACUUCUUAAAUGUUAUUGAGGGGCUCUGUGUGAAAGGCAAGGUUGAUAGAGCGCUGGAAAUGGUGGAUGAGUUGUGGGCAGAAGGGAAGUUCCCGAGUCCGGUUGCUUGCACUACUUUGAUAGAAGGUCUGAGGGUAACAGGAAAGAUAGAGGAAGCGUUCACAUUCAUGGAGAGAAUGCUAAAGGAGGGGAUAGUCCCAGAUGGUGUAACAUAUAAUUGUCUUCUCCAAGCUCUCUGUGAUGCAGGAAGGACAACAAAUGCAAAUAAAUUGAAGAUAUUAGCUGCAAAAAAGAGUUUGGAUCCUGAUGGUGCAACAUAUAAUAUAUUGGUUUCUGGGUAUUCCAGGGAAGGUAGAAUGAAGGAGGGGGAAGUGUUGUUGGAUGAGAUGUUGGAUAGAGGAUUUAUUCCUGAUCUUGCUAGUUAUAACAGGCUAAAGGAUGGGCUUUGUGUUGGAAAGAAAUUUGUUAUUCACCAGAGAAACGUUAGGGGUGGGUGAACAGAAAAAAGUAUUGCAUUUGGUACUGCACCAACCAUUUUGGACACUAGUUUGGUUCCCUGCUAUUGUGCCAGUGGUCAAGUAGAAAUGAUCUGUGGCAGGCUACUUUGCCUCAUAUAUGUAUAAUAUUUGAUAUGAAGAAGCGAUCUUACUAGAAGAAGACAUACACAAAUUGAGCAGUUAUUUAGAGGUCUAUUUGAGCCUUGGAAGGGCGAUGAAUGAAAAUAACAGAGAGAACAGAGAAAUUCAAUAGGAGUGUAUUGUUGCUUCUCAUUCUAAAUGAGGGACUUUGAUUAGAGAAGGUAUGUUGUGAAGCAUUGGUAGUGUAAGAUCGGUAAGAUCCUUGUGCAAAUGUAUGGAGAGCCAAUGGUGCAGGUUAAGCAGACAAUCAGAAUUGAUUCUGUUAUUGUUACUAGGAAUGACAAAAUUAGUUUGGAAAUGGACAAGUAAUGGGAAGCUCUCAACAAUGUCGGUUAUAAUCAUUUGAUAAAUUAAAAGCCAGGUCUUUAGAUGUGAUUUUGAAGGGAGAUGAUUGGAAGAUUGGGUUAAAAGCUUGCUUAAGCAGGUGAAUGAAAAACCUGGAAGACAAUUGCCAACCUUUUUCUCAAGGUGCAGUGAUCAUGUGGUGCUUUGGGAAUGCUCAUACCAAAAAAUGAAAAAAAUUCAAGACAGUGCUUGUGAUCCAUCUCAUGAAUUUAAGGGUGAAAAGUACUGUGACAGAUAUUUGUAAAUUGGAUCAUGGUUGUUUGUACCUUUCCACUGUAAUGAUGUUGUUGUUCGUAGGACUUCUCCCCUAUUUAGGGUAUUUGAAAACAUAGGGGUUAAGAAUGGUAAGGGAGCUGCUGUAGCUGUGAUUAUAGAUGGUGGAGGAUAAUUUUUGAGGGCCUUGUAGAGGUUGUAUAUCUGAAUUCCCCUGAAGAAAUUGCAGCUCUAGGAAUUAAAAUUGCUCUGCAAAUUUGUGUAACAGAAAAUCUAAGGUGGCAGUGAAGGAAUUUUGAUCAACCUUGGAAAGCAAGAUAUCUACUUAUGGGAUUCUUGAGCAUGAUGCACAAGUUUCCUAUUACUCUUGUAAAUCAAAUGAGUGUGCUGAUAAGGCUUGGAAAGUUUAGUGUAAAGCAUUGUAACCAGAACUCAUGUUGGUAUUAUGUAAUUUCAUGGUUGUGCUCA